UUAUGGAGGUUCAUGGUGGUACGAAUCUCCCUAUUAAAUUUCACUAAAAUGCUUAAUCUAUUAGAGGAAGUAUGGGUACAUAUUCAAUCAUAAUUAGUAUCUACUCCUACAAGAUUAUUAUUAAAUAGAAAAUCAAAUACCUUGAGGUUGGUUCAAAUUUAAAUUUAUAUAACUUUUCUUUCGAGACUGAAAGAUAUUUGUUGAUCAAUAUUUCUAAUUUACAAAAAGUUAAUAGUUUCUUGUCACUGAAACUCCAAUUGAAACAACUUUUUGCUAAAGUUGUAACCCUCAUCCUAGAUAAUAGAUCACUUCAUAAUAUGAGAAUCAAUAAUUAAUCUUAUAAUUUAUAAAUGAUGUUAACAAUUUAAUCUUAUUAUGCAAUAUAAUCUUAUAAUUCAACAAUUUAAUCCUAAAGUUGUAUUAUAUGAUGUUAACAAUUUAAUCUUAGUUAUAGUUUAUUAUGUAAAUUAUUUAGAAUCAAUGAUUAAUCUUAUUUUUCAUUUUAAUGUAAAAUUUGCAACACAAAGAAGCAUCAGUCGAAAUCAUGGGAGUUUUGAACAUUUUAAUCAAAUUGAAAGUGGUAAUCACAUUUGCAAAAAAAGAUUACAUCUUAAAAAUUAAUCACAUCCCAAGCCCAUGAACUCUCUUACACUAACAAAGCCCAAUUAUGCAUACUAUAAAUACCCCAACUCACUCAUUCUAAUUUUUACUCACAAGCACAUCAGCGGCGCCCAACCUCUCCAAACCUAAAUCUUCAGAUCUUCUUCCUCCACCAUCAAUUUCAAACUUCUCCUCCGUCGCCCAAGAUGAAUCCAAUAACCCACCCCACACAGCGCCCUGCCAAACCCACUGCCAUCUAACCACGGCGCCUUGUCACCGCAGUUGCACACCCUUCUCGAAACCAUAGAUAUUCUGCUGUCGUCUAGUGCUGUUGCUGUCAUCACCUGAGACGGUGACGUUCGACGCCGCCGUUGGCUCGCCGACAUUAACAACUCGCUAGUGCCGCCUUGCUCAGAGCUGCUGCCACCGUUGGCAUCAGGACCUCGGCUGCCGCAACAACCCCAAAAACGUUGUGGUUCUACUUCAGAAUUGGCGAAGAACGAUAGUGAUACCUGCUGCCAAAACAAUUGGUUUUUAUUAACAGUUUUAUGUUACCAUCUCUCACGUCAAUCCUAAAUCUUCACCUUUCAUACGCACUCUCAGUUUCGCCACCUCCACCACUAUAAGUUAUUGUUAAUAGGGGUAAGCAGCGGGUUGGACACAAAUCGAUGAAGACGAAGACGAAGCCACCACUUCUCUGGAUCGACGCCGCUGCGUCCUUCUUGGCAGGGGAUCGCCGCACCGCCGCUGCUAUUCCAAAAAUCUUUGAGGGUCGCCGCUGAGGUCGGGAGUCGUCCUCCUUUCGCCACUCAACGUCGUCGACCCCGGCUCCACGAGCCACUGCUGAUCUGUCCUAUUGACGCCGCCGCCGCGACCCUUCUCCGACGCGACGGAUCGCUGUUGGGCUUCGUCUACCGUUGCUCUGCGAAUCGGCGAAUCGACUGCCACUGUUUUAAUUUCUACUGACACGGUGUCAUUUGCGGUGCCGGCAUAAGAAAAAAUCGGUCACCGAAACUAAUUUGAAACAAAAAUAAAACGUUAUGGAAGUCGAUUUUUUAAAUCUGGCGCAAAAAUCAAUUACCCCAAAAUAUAAAAAUAUAAUUCAAUCAUUUAUGACAUGUGACAUCCGGUUCAUGUCACGACUUUGAAUUGCAGAACCAAUUUGGCGCCGGCAAUCGGCUGUUCCGACCGCAAAAACCUCCGUUUUCUAGUAUUCAUGGCGGCAUCUCAGGCAAGAAACGCUGGGCUGCCGAUAAUCAAUCUUCUCCGGUUGAAAGGAGUGUCCAUUUUGCAACAAUUGCAUUUGGAAGAGAGGCUGCUGCGGACUUCGUCUGAAAACUGGUGCAUCAUCAACGACGGAACAACCCGCCCCACCAUCGUCAUGGGUGUUUCAGGGAAACCUAAGGAACUUCUUGAAACUGAUGCUGUUCUAAGAGAUGAAAUUCCAGUCAUCCGAAGGUUUACAGGAGGUGGUACUGUUAUUGUUGAUCAGGGCACUAUUUUCGUAUCGUUUAUAUGCAACAAGGAUGUUAUUCCAGGUUUACAAUCGUAUCCUCGACCUAUCAUGUCAUGGAGCAGCCUAAUAUAUAAGAACAUGUUUCAAGGAAUCGGGGAGUUUGGCCUUCGAGAGAAUGAUUACGUGCUUGGCAACCGCAAGUUUGGUGGAAAUGCUCAGUCUAUUACCAAAAAUAGGUGGGUUCACCAUACUUCCUUUUUAUGGGAUUAUGAGGUCGGUAACAUGGGUUAUCUGAAAAUGCCAACACGAGUUCCUGAAUAUCGACAGGCCAGGAACCAUGUGGAGUUUAUAUGCCGCUUGAAGGAGUUCAUGUCAAGGUCAGAUUUCAUUAAUGGAACCACGGAUGCAGUUGCCGCCUAUUUUGCAUUGAGAUCACUCGAUGCAGACGAUAUCCAGAAUCAUUCCUCUCAAUUUGAGCCGUCCAGUAAGCUAUUAACUCGACAGGAACUCGGAGAUGAAGCCUCUAUUGACCUCGUAGGUACCGUCUCUCAGGCGUUGUGAUAUAAAGCACUGGGGGAUGAGGUGAGGCAAAUGGGAAGUUUAUUCAAUUUAGGAGAGUAUCACAAGAUCAAUGUGAGGCUAUUUGUAAGCCUACAUGUCCAUGGGGGGGCUUUAUGCCUAUGUUUUUAAAAAGGGGUUCAUUAGGUAUUUGAACGAGGAACCAUCAAUCUAUGUCUGUGAAUACUACACAGUUAGUAGGUACUUGCAGGCAUGCAAAUAUGCUUUGGAAUGAUGAGCCGUUGUGGCCACAAUGUGAUAAUGUGAUGGUGACAACUUAACAUCAACCGAAUGAUUUAUUCAAUUUAACAUCAA
Molecule: messenger RNA, 2929 nt
Organism: Salvia miltiorrhiza (redroot sage)
Lineage: Eukaryota; Viridiplantae; Streptophyta; Magnoliopsida; Lamiales; Lamiaceae
Exons: 6
Coding region: 1817-2617 (266 amino acids)
Biological process (GO): protein modification process
Cellular component (GO): mitochondrion
Source: RefSeq, a predicted model, not a curated record